GUACACAUGUUGCUUUACACUCAUGGGCAUCCUCUUAGUGCAAUACGAUACGUUACCCUUAUCAAACACACCUGUGCUCCUGCCUGAAACUAGAAAAUAUCAGUCAUCUACUUCAGCCGAUUCUCAAAAGACCGAAUGUAGACAAAAGUUCUAGUGUCUGUGAUCUGGCUGCUGGAAACGGUCAUCAAAGUCUUUCCGUUCCAUGGUUUUUGGGCUGGUGCUACUCAGCACGGAUCUAACCUAUCUUGGGUUGUUGCAGUCAGCAUUGGUUGGCAACAGUCAGUUCCUGACCCUCUCUGUUGUCACUAACCCACGGUUUCUUCUACUGGAGAAUUUGGGCUGUGAGGAAAUCAAUGAUCGUUCCUGUGUUGGUUAUUAUGUUUGCAAUGGUGACUUACGGGUGUGCAGUGGGAAAGUUUCGUCUAUCUCAUGUGCUCGUCCUGAAACGACUCCAGUAUGGCUUGGUUCCUGACACAAAUGUUGACCACCACAUGACAUUUGAAGCUUGAAGUCCCAGU
Suillus fuscotomentosus is the source of this 518-nucleotide messenger RNA. RefSeq lists its product as uncharacterized. Bases 203 to 472 code for a protein of 89 amino acids. Lineage: Eukaryota; Fungi; Basidiomycota; Agaricomycetes; Boletales; Suillaceae. The record is from RefSeq and is a predicted model, not a curated record. The transcript has 4 exons.